Carica papaya (papaya) is the source of this 2028-nucleotide messenger RNA. RefSeq names its product RNI-like superfamily protein. Gene Ontology annotation, cellular component: SCF ubiquitin ligase complex. Gene Ontology annotation, molecular function: protein binding. Gene Ontology annotation, biological process: SCF-dependent proteasomal ubiquitin-dependent protein catabolic process. NCBI's taxonomy places the organism in Eukaryota, Viridiplantae, Streptophyta, Magnoliopsida, Brassicales, Caricaceae. The record is from RefSeq and is a predicted model, not a curated record.
UGAAAGUUGAAAACCAAAAAGAGAGGCAGAACAACAAAUCGGAAUAUCCAAAACCGCCUCUCAAAGUCAAGCACACAACAACCUGCUCCCCUUCAAAGCUGAAAAAGAUAAACACAAACACAGACAGGGUUCUCUGCUUUGUAAGUAAUCAAAAACUGUGGAUCCUAUUGACGGAGACUAAUUCUACAAGGAAAUAACGUUGAUAACCACUGUGGAAUGGAUGGUAAUUGUUCUGUACCGUGAAGUAAAUGGGAUCAACACCAUUUCUCUGAUCACCAAAGAGGAUGUCCCAAGCUGACAUCUCUUACAGUUGUGGAUCUUGUGGAUACCCUCUGAACUUAACAUCUUCCAACCGGAUUACUUCUGGCAUAGGUUCCGCAUAUCAGAAAUCCAUAAAGAAGGGUUUCAUUUCUUUUCUUUCUGUAGAUCUUAGUCGAUUCACACAGGUUGAUGAGGUAAACUGUUUUCCUGUGGCCUGGGGUCGUUAUCGUCCAAAAACUAAAACUCCUCUGUCGCAAAUGUGGAGUUCAUAUAGGCUAUGGUUAUGGAAACACCCCUGCUUUAUGUGGUUUUGAAUCUCCAAUUCUCUGGUUCAUCUUAUAAGAAAUUCACGUAAAGAUCCGAGCCUUACAGCCUUUCAGAAGAGAGCUAAUUUGGGAUAUGGAAAACCCCUCUAAUAAUAGUCUUACCUCCAUCAUGCAUCCUGAUGAUUGCCUCUCUUAUAUUUUCCAAUGGCUUGAUUGUGGAUCUGACCGCGAUUCAUUUGGCAUGACUUGCCACCGCUGGCUUAACAUUCAGAAUAUAAACCGCCGAUCGUUGCAAUUCCAGUGUUCACUCUCUGUGCUAAACAUUCCUUCACUAUCUCAAACUAAUCUUGAGGUUACUGCCUCUCAUCUCUACAGGCUGCUUAUUCGCUACCAGCAUCUACAGCAUUUAUCCCUAUCUGGUUGCACGGAGGUAUCUGAUUCAGGCCUUGCAUUGUUACAAUCCUAUGGUUCCAAAUUGGAGAGUCUUUAUCUAGAUUGUUGUUUUAACGUUACUGACAACGGACUCUCCUCGAUUGCCAAUGGUUGCCCUUCAUUAAAAGUUAUAAGUCUUUAUCGAUGCGAAAUUAGUGAUGUUGGUUUAGGAAAUCUAGCUAAUGCUUGCUUAGCUUUGACCCAUGUGAAUCUCUCACACUGCUUAUUUGUCUAUGACUCCGGGUUAAGAGCUCUUUCUCAGCAAUGCCGCCAGCUUAAAGCAAUCAAGAUGUCUAAUUGCAGGCAGAUAACAGGUGUUGGCCUCAACGGUUGUUCACCAACUUUGGUCUAUAUAGCUGCUGAAUCCUGUAAGCUUGACCCAGAGGGGAUAUCAGGGAUUGUUAGUGGAGGAGGGCUUAAAUUUCUUGAUAUAUAUGGCAUAAGUUGGUUACCCAGAGAUGGAUUGGCAGCACUUGGCGCAGGAUUUUGUGCAAAGCUUAAAAUCCUUAACCUUGGAAUGUGCAGAACCAUUGGUGACGAAUCUAUUGCAGCUAUUGCAAAGGGUUGUCCGCUACUUGAAGAGUGGAACUUGUCACUAUGUCGUGAGGUUAGGACUUCAGGAUGGGAAUCUAUUGGGGUAAACUGCCAUUACCUAGAGAGGCUUCAUGUGAACCGUUGCUGGAAUUUAUGCGACCGAGGUUUGCAGGCUUUGAGAGAUGGGUGCAAGAAGCUUUCAGUUCUAUACAUGAGUGGAAAUAAUCAGUUAUCGGCUGUUGCAGUGGAGUUGUUUAAAGCAUAUAGAAGUGACGUUGAGAUCAGGGCAGAGGAAAUAAUGAUUAUAGUGCCUGAUUGGACAUCUAUAAAAUCAGAGUAAGAGAUAAUUGAACUCAACCUUGGUUGACAAACAUGAUAUAUUUUUAGUACAGAUUAUAACCUGUGGUGUUUAUUCACAUGGAUGAACGUCUAAUUGUUUGGACAGAGAAACUUCCAUGUCCUUCUAGGAUCUGAUGUGAAGCUUAUAAACGUACAAGUGACCUCUUAAUUCUAACAAGUGUCCUCUUCACUUUCA